Molecule: messenger RNA, 2520 nt
Organism: Paramisgurnus dabryanus
Lineage: Eukaryota; Metazoa; Chordata; Actinopteri; Cypriniformes; Cobitidae
Source: RefSeq, a predicted model, not a curated record
UUUCACAUCUACAUUUCUGAAGUGUCGUUUCAUUCUUUUGGAAAAUAUGAAUGUGGAAUUUGAAGUUCAUCUCCAGAUCUUACUGGCUGUUGGCUUGGCUGUCCUCUGUUUCUUCCUUGUGAUUGGCUGCAUCAUUUGCUGGUGUCACCAAAAGACUCUUUCCUUAAAUGACAAGAAGGCGGGGCUAUCCCUAGCCUCGUUACCCACAGAUCAUGUGGCUGUGACUAUUAGCCCCUCCCCCUCCAUAAACACGCUGCCAAUCAAACAGCAGUAUGAGGAAUUGGAUGGAGAUGUCAUGGAUUCUCCCUCAUCUAACAGCAGUUCAACAUCUUCAGGAUCAGAUGUUCAAUCCUCGUCUCUGCCUCGCUCUCUCUCUGAACUGAAAGGCUCUUCAAAAUCACGUUUCACACUACGAAGACUAAGUUCUCCCACGUUCUCCUCCACUGUAACUAAACCUGCCGUCCGCAUUCGUUCUUCACUCCCAGUCAUUCCUAAAUUCAGUCUGGUGACAAAGACCCGCAGAGCGCUCGAUCGCAAAAGCACCAGGGUUGGAGAUAACUGUUUGCAUUCAGAAAGCAGCAGGCUUACCACCUGCCCAUCAUCAUCAUCUGGUUUCAAUUACGGCUCCAGUUCCCUUAAACCCAAACCAUCUCUUCACUUCACUUUGUUUUUCUGUCCAGCAGAGAGCAGACUGACAGUCACCGUUCUGGGUCUCUACCGAGGCUCUAAGAAAAUGAGCAGAGCCGUAGUCAGGGUUUGUUUAACUCCGGUCUGUCCCACACCACUGCAGAGCAGCUCAAGACGCAGACGUAGCCUCAGCCCAGAGACACCGGUUCACAUCUUCAUCCUUCAGGUGAAAUCAGAGGAGCUUUACGGUUGCACGCUCAUACUGACAGCGUCAAGCAGGGAUUUCUCUGGAUUGAGAGAGACGGCUGUGGGUGAACUUCAGCUGACGUGUGCAGAAAUCGACUGGCAGCCCGGGUCCACCAUCACUUUCAAUCGUCAGCUUAACACUGCAAGCAGGAGCCUGAGGAAGAGUCAGAGUUCUCAGGAUAAAUUAGUGGAUGUCAGAUGUUCGGUUUGUUCAGGACAACUCCUGAUUCUCCUGCAGUAUCAGACACUGGCACAUCGCAUGAAGGUGAUGGUCAGGAAAGCUGAAAACUUACCCAAACUUAGCAGGAUUCCAAGAAGCCCAGAUCACUAUGUCAUCAUCAACCUACGUCAGAGUGGAAAGGUAAUCAGCACUAAGGAGACGAAGUGCGCCGGUGGUGUGAACGCUGUUUGGAACGCACCCUUCCUGUUUGAUCUCCCGACUGGUGACAUCGACACGCUGCCUCUGCUCCUGGAGCUCAUCGUAAUGCAGGGGCGGCUCUACACAAAGAGUUGCAUUCUGGGCUGUGUUCUGAUUGGCUACGAGGCUCCUGAAGCAGGAAAGCAGCAUUGGAAAGAAAUGUGCAGCAGGGUGCAGGUGGAGACGACACACUGGCACGCACUUCAACCUGACACCUUAUAGGCCAGCAAUCCUAAACUGAGACGUCCCCAAACCAUCCAGUGUCCUGUAACUCCUUCACUGUUUCUCAUUUCUCCACUGAAAUCAGGAUAGAGGACGAGUGGAUGUGAUGGUUUGGGGAAAAUGUGUUAAAAUUGACUUGAAUCCUAAUGCCUGUCUUUACAACAGGGUUAUGUUGCUUCAACAGAAGUUGUGCAUUAUAGUUAUGUAAUUGUGUAAAAAGGAAUUUUGUGAGUUGUUUGUUAGCCGGCUUAUUUCUGCUACGAUUUAAAACAUCUCUUCAUCAGUAAUUAUAUUAAUUCAUCCACAAAAUAUAUCCAUGAUGAUUAUACAGUCAACAUUCACAAAUACAGCGUUGAUUGACACGCCUCUAAUUCCUCAUUUUGACCUUGUUAAAAUUGUUUACCCAUAGGGCAAAAAAUACAUUUCUCUGUCCAAAAAUAUGUAUAAAAGAAUAUGCUAAAUACAUUUUGUAGAAAGUAAACAUAAAAUGAAAGUAAACUUAAAUAUAUUUUUUGAAUUUGAAAAUAUAUUUAGUUUUAAUCUUCAUAUUUUAACAUUUAAAAAUGUAUUUUAGGGGCAACAAAUACAUAUAAGAAAUCAAGAAAAAUCCAAAGUGCUCAGAAGGAAUUAUUUAGAAAAAAUGUAGACACAAUUGAAGGUGCUUUUAGAAACUAAACUUUAUUUAAUUUUUGCUUCAUGUCCCCUUAGGGGCUCCGUAGUAUAGGGUAUACAAAACGUCAAAAAAAGGGAAUCCAAGGCACUCUUUGUAUUUCAAAAAAGUAUUAUAAAUAUUUAAAAAUAGCUAUAACAUUAAAAACAUUAAACUGGGCACAGAUGAGAUAGCCUUCUUCUAUUAAAAAAAGCUUUUUAUAAUACUUUUUUGAAAUACAUUUCUAAUUUUGCAACCCAUAUUGCAAAUAAUAUAUUUUUUCUGGCCAAAAUAUACAAUUUUGUAUGAAUGUUUUAAGUAUAAAAUGUAUAAGUAUGUAUUAAAAAAUAACAUUUUU